AUGGGCUUGGGAGAGAAUAUCCGGCUUGAUACCCCACUGGACAUGGCCGGAUGGACCGUGAAGACCUCCGCUGAUGUGGAGAGCAACUUCACCUCAGUCGAGCGCCUGCAACACUUCAAGAACGUCCAGCAGGAGGCCUCCAAGGAGGCGAAGAUCACAGCUUGGCCCAGCAAAGGCAAAGUGGUCUUCGAAAAUGUGCAGCUGAGAUAUCGACCCCACCUCCCCUUGGUGCUGCGCGGUGUCUCCUUCAGCAUCAGUCCUGGGCAACGCGUGGGCUUGGUGGGGCGUACCGGCUCAGGCAAGUCGACACUGAUGCCACUUGGCAGGGAAGGGCAAGACACCGUGCUUCACCUUGGGCUCAAGAGUGAAAUUCGAGUCUCGCCCAGCGUGAAAUUUGCGGGGCAGAGUGGAGUGACCAUGGUGCAGAGUGAUGGCCUUUCGCUGGAAGAUGACUUGUACAUGCGUCUGAAGGACUUAAAACGCCAAAUGGAGUUCUUGGACAUUCAGGAAGAGUACAUCAAGGACGAGAUGAAGAACUUGAAGCGUGAGAUGAUUCGAGCGCAAGAAGAAAUCAAGCGAGUGCAAUCGGUGCCCUUGGUCAUAGGCCAGUUCUCGGAGAUGAUCGAUCAGAGUCACGGCAUCGUGUCUUCCACAGCGGGCUCCAACUACUUCGUUCGGAUCCUGAGCACCUUAAAUCGGGAACUCUUGAAACCCAACUGCUCGGUAGCUUUGCACCGUCACUCCCAUGCUGUGGUAGACAUUUUGCCACCCGAAGCAGACAGCACGGUGCAGAGUAUGGCCAUGUCCGAGAAGCCAGAUGUGACCUAUGCCGACAUCGGUGGUAUGGACAUUCAGAAGCAGGAGAUUAAGGAAGCGGUGGAGUUGCCGCUGACGCACAAGGAACUCUACGCGCAGAUCGGCAUCGACCCGCCCAGCGGUGUGCUGCUCUAUGGCCCGCCGGGCACGGGGAAGACGAUGUUGGCCAAGGCCGUGGCCAACAUGACCACGGCCACCUUCAUUCGAAUGGUGGGCUCUGAGUUUGUUCAGAAGUACCUGGGCGAAGGACCAAGGAUGGUCCGGGACGUGUUCCGCUUAGCUCGUGAGAAUGCCCCCUCCAUCGUCUUCAUUGACGAGAUCGACGCGAUUGGAACGAAGCGCUUUGACUCACAGACGGGAGCAGACCGAGAAGUGCAGAGAAUUUUGUUGGAGUUGUUGAACCAGAUGGAUGGUUUCGACCAAGAUACCACGGUGAAAGUGAUCAUGGCUACGAAUCGUCACGACACGCUGGAUCCGGCGCUACUUCGUCCAGGGCGCUUGGACCGGAAGAUCGAGUUCCCGUUGCCGGAUCGGCGUCAGAAGCGGUUGAUCUUCCAGACCAUCACAUCCAAGAUGAAUCUGAGCGAGGAGGUUGAUCUGGAGGACUAUGUGUCGCGACCCGAGAAGAUUAGUUGCGCUGAUAUCGCGGCAAUUUGUCAAGAAGCUGGCAUGCAAGCUGUGCGCCACAAUCGUUACGUCAUCCUGCCCAAAGACUUCGAAGCCGGCUGGAAAGACCAUGCCAAAAAGAAAGACCGUGACUUCGAUUUCUACGGAUUCUGAGUCACGCCCCUGGAGCGUUCCGUUGAAGAGAAGCCCGUGUCUCCCACAUAAACAACACAUAUUGUC
Messenger RNA from Cladocopium goreaui, 1662 nucleotides. Lineage: Eukaryota; Dinophyceae; Suessiales; Symbiodiniaceae. The record is from the annotation of a GenBank genome assembly.